Caenorhabditis remanei is the source of this 714-nucleotide messenger RNA. RefSeq lists its product as uncharacterized. The coding region runs from base 1 to 714 and encodes 237 amino acids. NCBI's taxonomy places the organism in Eukaryota, Metazoa, Nematoda, Chromadorea, Rhabditida, Rhabditidae. The transcript has 4 exons. The record is from RefSeq and is a predicted model, not a curated record.
AUGGCUGAAAACUACCGAUUUUUCAAAAUCACUGCAAUUUUCUUCAUUUCCACGCUUGUCUUCGUGGCAUCAGUCCCGAUUACGGUACCCCGGGAUACUGUAGAUAAUGUGGAGGAGAAAUACAGUGCUGCCCCUAAUAACACUCCGAUAUCAAAAGUCUACAUUUUCGGCCGACCCAUUUACAUAAGAGAGCCGUUUGUGAUCCCGCAGAGGAAUUAUACGGAACAGGUAGAUUUCUCAAAACUCUUCUCUGAUCCUUCCAAACUUCGCAGAAAUCGUGCUUCUUAUGUCGAUGAGGCAGUUCAUAACCAACGACAACAACAUCAACAGUACCCUGAAGCAGUUGGUGGUGGAGGAGGAGAAUAUCCAUACGUACAGAAAUCCAAGUACCCAUUGAGACAGUGCUACACUGAAAGAAGUGGCUACAUGUGUUGCAAUCUGAAACUGGAGAAAGUGAUGCAUAACACCACACAAAAAAUGGCUGAAAAGAAGGCGUGCAACCUGCAAAAAAUGAGUGCAAUGCUGCAAGCAGAAACUGAAGCAAUGUUCGGAACAGAAUUCGAAGCGAUCAGCGCCGUCGGAGACUUUGCUUCGAAAAUCCACUUCUAUUCCGACUAUGUUUGCAAAAUGCAGAGGGAUGGGCGCACGAUUCUGGUGUAUGCAACGCCGAGUCGACACGAUUACGCGGCGCCCUAUACUCAGUAUACUUUGUAA